CAUGAAUGGUGGCCAAUGAAAGUGGUGACCCACAUCCCCCGGCACUGCUUUAAUCCCCCUCCCUUCACCCCUCCACCCCCAUCCUCUGCCACACACCACACCAACCAACUUCUGACAACCUCCUCCACCUCCUCUUACUCUCCCUUCCGUCGUACGACGCUCACUCACUCCCUUCGUGCUCACUCACUCACUCACUCACUCCGAGACCUCGUAUUGAGUGCCUGCCAUCACCACCCCACUCACCACCACCCUCACCACCACGAAGGCCGUAGUGGCUUUAUUGGCUUGAGGCGGGGAACGGUGACCAAACCGGUCCGACAGGAGAUCAUCAUUCCCUGCCGCAACAAUGGUACCUCCAAGUUCUCCUUCACCUUUCAGCCCAUCCAGGAAAGUGGUGGGCCUCAAGGAAGUUUUGAGUUCAUCAAGCAAUUCAGCCCCAGAACCCUGGAGUCUCUUGGCCCCAUGGUGGCCAGACUGUGGAUUCAUGCGAAGGAUGACACCUACGAGAAGACCCGGAAGAGUAUGGAGAAUGCCCAGAAGCAGGGCAAAAUGAACUGUGUGAAGGAAGUAACCAAUGCUGCUGCCAACCCCUUUGUGAGGCAGCGGCCAUCGCAUGGCAAAAUGAACAUGGUGGCGCCUCACAAGAAGAAAGACAUAAUGGGCGAGCAGAUUUCCUCCAAGUUCAGCUCCAACAACUCCACCUCCCCACACCGGCACCAGAGUGGAGGCACCACGGGACCCCCUUCAAACACAAGCAAGCCCCGUCCUCCCCCUCCCCCAACUGUCAAUGGUAGAAACAACAAUCCUGACUUGGUGCGGAGACCCCUUAGGGAGAGAAUCAUCCAACUCCUUGCUGUCAAGAAUUACAAAAAGCUUGAACUCAUCAACCGGCUGCACAGUGAUGGAAUAAAGGAAAAAGACCGGCGGCAAAUGAACAGCGUGUUGUUGAGCGUGUCACACGUGAAGGAAAACCUGCACCACUUGUCCCGACACUUGUGGAGUGAAGUGCUUGAGGACUGGCCCUUCUACACGGAAAAGGAAAAGGAGGCAGUCAAAAGAAAGAAGCCCCAGCAGAUACUGUCUGCCAGUGACAGCAACCACUCUCCCACCUCAGCCCCACCCCUGUCCCCCUCCUCAGAGCCUCAGGGGGUCAAGCGGCCCCAUGAGGAGCAGCUUGAUCCCACCGCCAAGAGGCCCCGAGGAGGACGCUGGAACGGUUCGUCCAAGUCCUUCAGGAGAAAAGAUGAGUCCUUCCCUGUGAGCAAUGAGGAUAAGUCCGAGCCUCAUUCUGACUCAUGGGUGUCCAGCAAACCAAAGUCCACCACGCCGAGCUCCGUCCUAGAGCACCGGCAGGAGGCAAGGAAUGGCCGCCACAACAAUCAUCAUCACAACCAUCGAGACAGUGGCAGCCGUGGCUCCCUCACCAACGGUACCUCCAACAACCUGGCUGCCAAUGCCAUCACCAAUACAUCCACCACCUCUGCCACCAUCACCACCAGUCCUGCCAGAAAGCCUUCCUCUACAUCCCCCCUCAACCAGGGAUCCUCCCCUCACUCCCACCAUCACCUCAAUGGCCUCCAUUCCCACCAUAACAACCAUCACCAUUCCUCAGGUAGCCACUCCCCCAUCAAUGGGGUCACCAGUAACCUUACUAAUGGCCAUGCCAACCACCACUCCAGGACCAAUGGCCAUGUCACACCUCCCGACUCCUCUCCAGACAGCCUCAGUGGGGAAGACUCACCACCAGCAUACUUAAGGAACUACACAAGUAUAGUCUCUUCUGAUCAACGGAGCAGAUACAAGGCAGACUUUAACCGUCAGUAUCAGGAGUAUCUUAAGUUACACAGCUUCAUUGAGGAGCGGACCAGACCCUUCACUGACCUGGAGGAGCAGCUCAGGAAUGAAACUCAUGGUUCUGAGGAGUAUAAUACCAUACGAUCCCGGAUCCUGAGGCAGUAUGAAGCCACUCAGCAAGAUCAUGACUUCCAGAAGAAAAAGAAGAGGUAUAACUACUUGCAUGAAAAGCUCACCCAUAUCAAGAGGCUGGUCAGAGAUUAUGAUGCCAAUACUCAUUCCUAGCACCGGUCCCCCACCCCUGCCCCAUCCCGCAUCUGGCCCUCUGGUCCCACACAGUCCUGGAGGGGGGGGAGGGACCUGCAGUGUAGACCAAACUGUGCCUCAACCUUCAUUCAAGGUACCAUUCAUGGCAAAAAAGGAAGAUAAAAAGUACUUGGCCAGAUCUUGACUUCCAGUGAUACAGCAUAGAAAUUAAGGAAGUAGAGCUGAAAACACUUUUCAUUAACUAUGUGUUGUGCACCUGGAGCCAGGCUUGGCCCAUGUGUGACUUGUUAAGUUGGAACGACACAAGAUGAGUCUCCUUCCCAAGUUUCAUGGUCGCCCAUAUUUUGGAAAGAAAUGGGUAGGGCAUAGGAAAAGAGAGACCACGGCCAACUAAAACAAACUUUUAUGCGCGUGUGUGUGUGUUUGUGUGUGUGUCUGCAGAAGCCAGCACCUGGUGUGCACAAGCCAGUUGCGAGCACUUGGUGUGUUCUUAGGAGCUCCCCCCAUCCCUCCCCAUACUUCCAGCUGUGUUCUGCCUCCCUCCCCCUCCCCUCAGAUCCCAUCCCUCACCUAAUUCCUCCCACCUGUGACCAGAAACUUUGUUGUGGGGGCAGCAAGCAGAAGUCGGCCUCCCUGGGGUGGGAGAUGGACCGCCUGGAGGCCAACCAAGAGCCAGUGUCAUGCUGGGUAUCAAGAAGGGAAUCUGCAAGAUAAGAUUCUCUCUCACCCAACACUGAUGCCAGACCUGCCAAUAUUGUAUAAAGUGAACAUUGGAUGUUACAUAUAUUGUAUAAAAUAUAAAAGUAUUCUAUUUUAGUAGAGUACUGAGUCAGCUGCAGACAAGAGUAGUCCCCCAAUAACUUUGUAUGAGUGUAUAUUUUAUAUCAUUCCAUGAGAAUUUGCCCCAAAUAUGUAGGCUAUAUAAUUCAAUUUGAUUGGUUGCAGAACAAUGUCGGGCGGGGAUGAUGUAUCUCAUGCCUGACCCUAAAAUGGAAUACAUUGUGAUAUUUUGCAGUACUGUCAGUACUGAGCCUGCAGCAUGGUGGGAGGUGUUCCUUGUCUCACCAUCAGCAGAGGCUCACUUGGGCACUAGACGCUCGCUCAAUGGGCCAAGCCUUGGACAUGAGGCUUGGUUUGCCAACCCUUUUGAAAAAAAAUAUCCCAGCCUUUUUGCCAGUUACAUGCUCACUCAUCCCAUGUGGGGAGUGGGGAAACUACCUACUUUGAUUUGAACAGAAUGACACCCAUGUGACUUGACUGCUGACUGACAGUUUGACAAUAGAGACUUUAGGAUAAGCAAAAAGACAGAGUAUUUCCUGUUACAGUAAUGAACUAGUAAGUGAAGUGCCACCAGGAGGAAUUUCAGCCAUUGACACAUUAAUUCAUGGUAUAGUUGAUUUUUAUAGUAUUUGAAAAGCUACUUAAUAAUGUGCAGUGGGACUAAUGAAAUUCAGAAUUGUUACCCUUAUUUGCACAAAGAAAUGGAAGUUGAUUGAGAGUUAAUUGUUGAUUAGUUUGUACAAUGAACAAUUAUUAAAUAUCUAAGAACACAAACUGCUCAUGCUCACUGACAGUAUAGUUUUUAGUGUACAGUUAUGGCUUUUGAAUCUGUGAGAAGAUUAUGGUUGCAUAAUGUUGGUUUGCUGCAGGAUUGGAAUUUGUUGGUAGAUGUUGAAGUGGCGAUGUGAUUGGAGUCAGUGUUGUGAUGCCUUGUGGUGCAGACCCACAGCUUUUCACUAUUUUAUGUGGCCUCAUUCCAAAGCACCUUUUAUGCUGAUAUGUUCAUAUAGACAAUUGUUGCACACGUAAUCAUAGCCUUACUCAUACCAAACUGCCUCAUACUCAUACUUAGGGUGACUUAUUUUAAUAAUGCCAAAUUCAGAUCCACAUCUGUUGUAAAUGCAUAAUAGUACAUAAUAAAUACACAAAAAAAUGGUACUAAAGAAAAGAUCUUAAUAGGAAUAUGAAUAACAUUUUCAGUUAAAUAAAACACAAUUUUGAGGAGCUGUACUUGAGAGACAAGAAUGUAAUGAUGGGUGUUGAAAUUGUCAGAAGGAAGUAAGAAUUUGGCUCAAGAAUGUAGAUAGCUCCAUCUUUUCUAAAUAUGAAAGAAAAGAUACACAAUGAUGUAGCAUAAGUCAGAACAAAUACUGUCAUCCAUGCAUUUAGAAGGUGACACUUUUAGGCUAAUGUUGAAAUUUUUUAAUGAAAGAUCAACUAUUAUUCUUGUUAUUGAAAGCUGAAAGAAUAGGAGAGGUAGUGUGACAAGGCAGCCAGUGAAAAUAUUUGUCAAUCUGUAAAUGUCAUGUCAUUCAUGUUUCUUUAAAACUAUUUUGCUCAUUUUGUACAUUAAGCACAGAAUGUUUUUAUCUUCCAUUUGUGUUUUGUGAAGAGGAAACUUGAAGUGGCAGUUUGCCACCAACAUAUUCUAUCAUGUUGUGUUCAGAGUUGUAGCUGAAUAGUGCAGUGAGAUGAUUCCUCAAAGGCACUCUGUUAGGUUUGAGAUUACUGUGCUCCAGCUGCAUACAUUACCUCAAAACUUUUUUAAAUGCAUUACAAUUAAUCCACAUUAUUUGCCAAUUUUAUUGUCACAACUGUAUGAUAUUUUCUGAGCAGCACUAAAUUGAUAUUUCCUAAAGGUAACGUCAUCAGCAUACAGCAAGAUCUGAUGCACUAGUAUCAGUCUGGUUCCUAGUGCCAGGUGUUUAGCAUGUUCUUCAUGCUUUGUGGGUUGGCUGAGGACAUUUUUGAUUAUUUUAUUUUUUUUAGCUAUUUCCAGAUAUUUUCAUUGAUUGCAUUCUUAAUGUUUUAAAAAUUUAUGCUUAUCACUAUAUUAUUGUUGUCAUACUCUAGUAAGACAUCAAUAGUUUAUCGUAUACUAGUCACACUAUUGCUGUAGAGAGGAUCAGUCUGCUCACAGUUAGUAGGCCUCUGUGCUCUUAGCUGAAACACAGGUGACCUUGGCUUAUGGUCACAUCCUGGGAUUGGCCAAAAGUUCUUUAGACUAAAAGACCUGUUCAGUAUUUUUGGUGUUAGAAAGAGCUUUGCUAUUUCCUCCUCUUGGUGGUCUUACAUGUGAAGGAGGAAAGGUGUUGAAUGUCACAUUGUGUUGGAGGAAACUGGUAUCCUAUAUUUAUUUGCUCAGUAGAACAAUAAAGGAAAUGUGUGUUGAAUGACUCUUCUGACCUCUGACAAGACUGGUGACCUUAGUUCUGUUGACAAGGACUUUCAAUGCCUACCCAUCAUAAGGUGCCAUAUACACUAAUUCAAUACUUAACACAGGACCUCUGACAAUAGUUGAGUCUUGUUGACACAUUUCUUAGCUUUUUGGGGGAGGGGUGAAUUUCUUGUUCUUAUUCCAUGAAAGGAUGCUGAAACUGUGGAAGUGGUUUGUUGCUGUGACCACAGUUGAGAUAGCUUAGAAUAGAGAUGGUCGAGGGCUGAGAGCAAAGUGUGCACAAAGGACUGCUGCGUCCACAAGGCUGGUGUCAUCAUGCUGUACACCACAGGCUCUCCCACUCAAGUAGGGUUGUUGGGUCUUGUUGUGUGUCCAGGUCAACAUGUAAAUAUCAUUACUAUUGUAAUUAUUGUAAGGUGAACAUUCAUGUGUGUUUACAAGACACAAGCAUACCCUCUUUUUUUCAUAGACACAGGUACCAAAGUAUAAAUAUUUAGAAUAAAAUUGAAAAGUUUUGCUCAAGUUCAUAGAUUAGCUGUGUGAGGGGGCACUUGUCAGAGUAUUGUAUGUUAUUAGAAUGAGAGCUCUUCAUUUUGUGUAGUCAGUGCUCAUACAUAGAAGAGAUCACUCUUCAUACACAGUGGCUUGGCGAACAAAAGCAAGAAUGGUUGAAGUUGUUGGAAGCAAUAGUGUUGUAUCAGCAUCUUGACAACAGCCUGAAAUCUGAGGUGGAUCUCAGAAUGUGCUAAGUGACUGAAAGAGGACACUGCAGCAUUGACUGUCUGAUGUUCAGGUUGGUUAGAGAAAAUCUGCCACCUGCUGAUCCUUGACAAGCAGUAAUAAUUCAGCAGAGUGCCUCUGACAAAGGCCUGAGUGCUUAUGUAGUUCUUUUCCUCUCACAAAUUGAAUUCCUGUGUCUGUUCAGCGUUAAUUAAGGUUGCUGAAACCUGGUGACAGUAGCCCUGCUCAGUGGUGAGAGAGUCAGCAGCCAUCAUAGUAGUACCAACAAGGUCCCAUGGUUAACUUCAAAAGUUGUGCCGUAUUUUUAUUUACUUGCAGCAAAACUCUUGUUGACUUCAGUGCUUCAUUGGAAGAUGUUUUCAUCCAAUUUCAUCAUGCUCUGACCAAUCAUUUUUGAAUUUCCUAACUUAAUGCUCUAGAAACUGUGCCUUUGUGAAGGAGGCAUUCCCCCCAUUUUUUCCUUCCCCCAGGAUAAUAAUGAACAGAAUGAUGAUAACAUUGUCCAUAAUGUAAUAUAAUGGUUGUACAGAGUGUGGGUCCAGGCCCGCACGACACACCCAGCGUCCCAGUGUUGACGACCGCUGCCCGGCCAGGCCUCUCCAUGCUUCCACUAUUCCUGUACAGUUUUCUUUAGCUUAUUAUUAUUGUUACUGUAAUUAUUAUUGCUUUAAUUUAUAUGCAAAUAAUGUAGGGGUUAAUAUUCAGAAAGUGGGGUAUUGGUGUGAAAGAAAAAGAAAAAUUGAAAUAAAAAGUAACAUUAUAUCAAAAUACCAAAAAUAAGUUCUGCACAUUGCAGCUCGCUGUCCCUGCUAUGAUGCCUACUAGCAAAUAGUGUUAUCAUAUAUAUGGGUCUUAAUAUUUAUACAGCAGCAUCACCAGUGGCUACACACACACACACUACAGUAUUAUUAUUGUCCAAGUUGUCUGUGGGUGGAGGCCCCUGCACACCUGCCCUGCCUGCCUCAUGGCUUUGUUUUACAAGAAACUAAUUUUGUAUUAAUUUAAUUUGAAUUAUUUUGGUUUGCUUUGAACUAAACCAAGAAGAUAAUUUUGAGUUUGAGGUUUAACUUGAGUGGCAAGGAAGGGUGCUGGUGGUCAGGGGAGGCUCACUCCACACUGCUAACAACACAUUACCAACUGGUGUUUGACAGAUAAUCAAAGGAAAGAUCUUAGCAACAUGGAUCUCUGAGUUGAUGACUGGAACUCACAUAAAUGAUUUUUUUCUCUCCAGUUUAGACACUUCUAUUUUACUUAGGAAAAUUGUAUAAUUUUCAUAACGUGAAAGCCAAGAAUGGUUGUGUUAGCAAUUACUGUGUCAGUUUCCUUUAGUGACUGCAGAAAUGUGUGCAUAAUGCAAGGAAUAUUCCUUGUCCAGACAAUAUCAUUUGUGUCCAAUGAGGGGAAUUUCAGCGGUCCAUGUUUUCCUGGUGCAGGAAGCUGUGGUAGACCACUGUCCAUGUGCUGCGGGUCCCAGCUGUGUCCAAAACUUAAGAACUACCGACCAUAUGUUCUCGUCCAAAAGUAAUGUUUUGUUCAGUAAAUUUUCCUUGUUUACUAGCUGACUGAUGAACAGUAAAUUGAGAAAGAGUGGACAGGAUGUGUCUGUGGCUACAAGUGUGGCAGGCUGUGCCCACUCUGCCUCCUAGACACUUUGUAUGUGAGAGCCAAAUUGUAUGUGAGGUGCCAAACUGCUGGUGGACAAAGGCUUCAGUGAAGGCCAAUCAACCAAUAACAAAAUGGCUCUUUGAGUGUCUUCUGGCAUUGAUUUUGGAGUUUGCAGUCCUAUGGAGUUUUUACGUAUGGUUAGCUAAAAUUCAAUAGUUAUUUGGUAACAAUCUCAUACAUGUAUUAAAAAUCAUCAAACACUGCCAAAUAUUGCAGAUGCCAUUUAAGUAAUACUUUAAUAAGACCAAAUGUCUAUGCAAAAUUGAAAGAGAGUGAUGCAGUUUUACCACAAGCAGUGCCUCGUCCAGUGUUUUCUUGGUGGUUUGUGACUGAUGCCUCCUGCCUGAGGUGCAUCAUGUGGUGAGGAAUUGGAAAAAAAACUCCGCAAAGCUGAUGAUAAUACUUGUGACGACUAGUGCUUGGCAUUUAUCUGUAAGUUUUUGCCCAUAUGUAUACCCUGUGAUAUUUCUUUACAAAGGGUUCCUGUGUUUUUUUUUUUCCUUUUUUUUUAUCAUGAACCAUUUUGUAAUCCUGUGAUUGUCCUGGGCAGGAACCCCGACCCAGAGUUACAGUCUGUGCCGCGCUGACCCAGGCGGGGCCUCAUCUGGGCAGGGCCGCCCAGAGCUACAACCUCUGCUAGGAGUGGUGUACACAAGAAAAUGAUAAAUAAAAAAAAAGUAUCAUUAUUGCAUGCAGCAAA
Portunus trituberculatus (swimming crab) is the source of this 8345-nucleotide messenger RNA. RefSeq names its product RNA polymerase II elongation factor Ell-like (gene Su(Tpl)). Gene Ontology annotation, molecular function: cis-regulatory region sequence-specific DNA binding. Gene Ontology annotation, biological process: snRNA transcription by RNA polymerase II; transcription elongation by RNA polymerase II; positive regulation of transcription elongation by RNA polymerase II. The coding region runs from base 16 to 2079 and encodes 687 amino acids. Gene Ontology annotation, cellular component: transcription elongation factor complex. The record is from RefSeq and is a predicted model, not a curated record. Lineage: Eukaryota; Metazoa; Arthropoda; Malacostraca; Decapoda; Portunidae. The transcript is spliced from 9 exons.